Molecule: messenger RNA, 4483 nt
Organism: Austrofundulus limnaeus
Lineage: Eukaryota; Metazoa; Chordata; Actinopteri; Cyprinodontiformes; Rivulidae
Gene: ajap1
Product: adherens junctions associated protein 1
Exons: 6
Coding region: 893-2056 (387 amino acids)
Cellular component (GO): adherens junction; cell-cell contact zone; cytoplasmic side of plasma membrane
Molecular function (GO): beta-catenin binding
Source: RefSeq, a predicted model, not a curated record
CAUCCUCCUCUCCUCUCUAAUGACAAGCUCUCAUCUCCCCUCUCUCUCUCACUCCUUCCCUCUCCCCCUCUCUCUCUCUCUCUGCAACUCCUCUGAAACAACCCUCAUCCUCCAGGAUUCUCCCUCUUCGCGUCCCUCAUUCUUAUUUUUUCCGUUGAACCUUUUUUCCCUCCCGUUUACUUUCUCAACCCACUUCAACCCUUAACACCUCCAGAGAUGUGAGCAGAUAAUGAGGACCCCCUGCUACUGGUGACUUGGAUCCUCCUCGCUUCAGAGAACCGAACAUCCUCAUCUUUUGCGCUCAUUUUUUCUCUGCUUUUUUUCCAUUUCUUUUUCCUUUUUUUUUUUUCCUGGACGUUCAUCUGCCUCCCAACAAUAUAGAUGGUGCUGUCAGUUCCGCGAUGAAGAUGCCAACUACUUGCCCUGUUUUCCCUCCUCGUUUGUGUCUUUGCCUUUCCUGCUGGGAGGUGGGAAUGAAUAAUCUGCGUGAAGGCAAAGUUUGAGGGCGCCUCUCCGGGUCUCCCCCCCGCAGGCUCACCUGUCCACCUGCCCCCCCCUGUUUUGAACCGACAAGGAAGAAUAUCGACACCAGAACAACAGAUGACAAACUUUUGAGACAGCUGAUUUGCUCUGGUGCUCGUUUCUUUUGUAUUCAUUCAUUUAUUUUUGUAUUUUUGUAUUUUUUUGGUGGGAUUUGGUUGCGUUCUUGGAUGAAUUGAAUGUGCGCCACGGUGACGGAUACGGCUUAAAUGAUGCUCGCGUUGACAGCUGGAGCAAGGUCCGUAACUUAAAGUGUUUUUCUCUGAACCAGAAUUCGCCGACUUUGGUGGAAACCCGUCCAAAUGGGAGGGGAUCUGGAGGACUAAGUCGGAUUCGGCAGUCGGGAAAAAAAAUGUGGAUAAAACGGAGUGUUGCGCGCAGUUCAUCUGCUUUGAGGCCAGCCAGCUGUGUGGGGCACUGGGUGUGGAUCCUGUUGGCCAUGACUCACCUCACCCUGGACUUCUCGUUGUGCAGCCCUCUCAGUCAGGGACUGGGAAUCAAACUCAUGCCUAAAUCGGUGCCUCGGUCCCGGCCUCGCUUGCAGCCUCUCUGGGAUAUGCCCAACAAGCUUCACUGGAGAACAGUAAGCCCGUUAGCGCGCCGCCUUCUCAACCCUGUUCCUCCACCCCAAGACAGCAGGGCAGGGAUUUGGCCAAAAGUUAAAAUUCAAAAGCAUCGAAAGCUUAAAGGACAAAUGGUGUGCAAGGAGUGCCGGUUGAAAUAUUCUCAAACAGAGACAGGUGAUGCCUUGGCUGGAAUAGCAGAAGAUUCAGUGGUUUUAUCAAGUGGGAAAGUGUUAAUUAGGGCCAGGAGGCAGCUCAAAUGGGACCAUGACAAGUCUCAGGAGGGCCGGACUACCACGGUGGCUGGAUUUAUUGACUGGGGCCCCACGGGGAAUGAUAGUAUUUAUGAAGAAGGAAAAGUUGAACACAAUGUGACACUGUCCACCAGGGCCUCAUCUACCGCAGUGGCAACAACCACUAGCACUACUCCAAGGCUUUCCCAAAGGACGUUCACUGUAGUGAGCACAACAACGUCCAAGAGCACCACUAAGUCCACAAAGAGUAAAACAGAAGCUGCCAAACCACCAAAGCCAUACGGGGACACACAAGGUUUGGCAGUUCACCAGAUUAUCACAAUCACUGUGUCUCUCAUCAUGGUUAUUGCAGCCUUGAUCACAACACUUGUCCUUAAAAACUGCUGUGCACAGUCUGGAAAUGGCCGCCACAAUAGCCAUCAGAGAAAGAUCCACCAGCAAGAGGAAAGCUGCCAAAACCUGACAGACUUCACCCCGGCCCGAGUGCCGAGCAAGGUGGACAUCUUCACUGCCUACAACGACAGCCUGCAGUGCUCGCACGAGUGCGUCCGGACUGCCGUGCCCAUCUACACCGAUGAGAUGAUCCAGCAGACACCUGUCUUCAAGACUUCUUACAACGGAAACAGGCCUUCUCCCACUGAAAGACAACUGAUACCCGUGGCCUUUGUGUCGGAGAAAUGGUUCGAAAUCUCUUGUUGACGAGCUGAAAGGCUUUCUUCAUCUUCUGUGGGAAUAACAUCCCGAAUUCACGCUCUGGAUCCUGUUGGAAACAAGAAACACAGAAAACAGCUUAUUUUGUAAAAUAGUGUAAUCACUUCUCGGACACUGGUGAAGAUAUUUAUUUUUUUAUAGACAUCAAGAAGGGCAGCCGAAAUGUGCUGCCUCGUUUUCUUUCCAGAAAUCUACAUUCAUUUAGAUAUAGAGUAUAUAUAGAUAUAUUUACAGGAUGUAUGGAACUAGACUGUGGACAUCACGGAUGUCAGAAGGAAAACGUUGGAGAAUUGGGGAAAAAAAAGAAGAAGAAGAAGAAGCCCAAGGAGCUGCUUUGGGUGGAAGAUGAACUGUAUAAUGUGCCAAUAAUGCCACUAUGUGCCACAACCUGGUUAGAUGGAAAUUUUACAAUACAUGAAGGACUAAACAAAGAGAGUUAUAUUAACCCUGUAUCAACUCCAGUUAUGUUUUUUCCUUUAUUUUUUAACAAAAUGUAAAAAUACUAUAAAUGUAUUUGAAAAUGUUUUCAAAUAGUUUUAAGAAAUGUGUUACAAGAGAAUCUAAAACAUAUUUAUAUAAAUCAUUAUUCUAUGAGAUUUGGAAGAGAGGCAAUGGAAACAGAGGUGAUUUAUGCUUUAUUUGACAGAAGAAAAAAAAUUCUAUCAGUCCCAUUUUAAAAUCAGAAUAGUUUGUCUAUUUUUGUACACUUAAGAGCCUGCCACAGUCCUAACAGUGGAAGUCAGGAUUACUGGAGACCACUGUUUAAAUAGUUUGAAUAUGAGCCCCUAACUAAGAUAACAACACAAAAAAACAACACCACAAUGCAAAUCAAUUCAUUGCCUACAUCAACUGCUUAUUGUGUGAGGUCUGUGUGUGAUUUGGGUUAUCGGAAAGCAUACAAAAGUUUUGUGUGGUUGUGGUGCAUGCUUUAACAAAUUGCACAGCAGAGAAAUCAUACAAAAUUGGAAUCAAGACAACCACAGCGUACUGAAGAGAGAUUGACAGGAUUCAAACUGGUUUUUGGUAUGUCAAUUAAAAACAAUACAUCGUACAUAUAUUACCUGAGAAAGCAGCUGUUUUAGACAAAAUUCUCACACUCAGUUAUGAGUUACGUUUUCUGGAAGAAAGAACAUGAAAUAACAGAAAAACAGGUUGUGAGGAAGUCCCAACGUGGUGUCCCUCAAGACCCAAAUGAUCUGCAUGAUGUUCGUUUUAUUUCUUCUUUUUUUUUUUUUAAAGGGACUAAGUUGGAAGGAAUUCUCUUUUUGGAUGUGAUGUGAAGGUCAGCUCUCUCCAAACGCUGGUUCACUUAAAUAUUUGAGAAGAAUAUUUCCACCAUAUUAGAUAUUCAGCUGUCACAGCUGGGAUGAUGGGAAUGUGGACAGAUUGUUUUAAUUUGUGCUGAAGGAAGGUGGGCAAAAUUUAUUCGAGAUCUGACACUUCCUCUCGGUUUAGAUACGGUAAAGUAUCAAGACCAGCCAAUUACCCGCUACUAAAUUAGCUUAAACUGUCUCUGAAGUCGAGUUUGGCUACUGUAUCUCAGUGAUUGAGAAGGAUAGAAAUGUCCAAUUAAUUUUAUUAUUAUUAAUCGUCAGGCUUCAGUUACCUUUGUGCUAUGAAGCUUUUGUAGACGUUGUCUAAUAAUCUACCUUUUAGUGUGCUGUAGAUUUGUACAAAGCACAAAUACAAUUCUGUAAUUGUAAACAUUUCUGGCUGCUAACAGCAAUAUGUACAGAUUUAAACUAUGGGUCCACUGGAUGUUUACAAUUACUUUCCUGUAAUUUACUGAUGUGGUUUCUAGACUCAGUUCCUAAAAAGGGAACCAAAGAUAACAGGUUGUCCCAGUAUGUCCAGUUUAGUUGUUUUCACACAUGAACUCCGGAGAUGUUCAAGGAAACGUGUGGACAGUUUGAUCCAGAUUUUUUGUUUUCCCUACGAAAGCCGUUCACACAGGCAUUUUACAGUGGAGGAGAUUUCCUCUGGAGAUUUGCUCUCACAGAGAGGAAUGUGACAGAAGGAAAGUGGGGAAGUAUCUCACUAGACCACUCGACUGCACAUAAUAAAUAAAGUAUUGUAUCAAGUCAUUAAAAAACAUUGAAAAGUAACUAUUAGCACUGCACAGGCAAGCUCUUUCGAUCACUUACUGUAAAUUCUCCAGACGAUUUGUUUUUACUUCUCUUCUGGGGAUUUUUUUCUGCUGCUAAAACAACAAAAAACAAAACAAAUUAAAAAAAAUCUAAAAAGUUCAGAUCAAAAAUGGCUAAUUGAGUUUUACAACAUAAGCGCAUCAGUGCAUGUGUGAAAACGACGUUUGUGUAAACGUGAGCCAUUUUUGUUACAAAGAUGGUUUGGGGUAAACACUGUAAAACCUCUGCUUUGGCCCAUUCACACCAUAAAAACCACUCAUGAAUGACC